This is a messenger RNA of Verruconis gallopava, 1144 nucleotides long. RefSeq lists its product as uncharacterized. The coding region runs from base 1 to 930 and encodes 309 amino acids. NCBI's taxonomy places the organism in Eukaryota, Fungi, Ascomycota, Dothideomycetes, Venturiales, Sympoventuriaceae. The transcript has 5 exons. The record is from RefSeq and is a predicted model, not a curated record.
AUGGCUGCCACAGAUCUGCGCAGUUCGGGCUGUGUCAAGGCUCCUGUUCAACGAAGGCGCGGACAAGCAAAGAACCGCCCCGUGGGAAAUUCUCCAGAGCUUGAAGCCAAGUCCUCCAUCAUCAUUAUCCAAAUGAGCGAGUGGAGUUCAUCCGAUCACCCAGCUGGCCAAUACGGGUCUAGAUUGCCCAACGAGAAUGAGUCUAAUGGGCUGGCAAAUCGACUUAAUUCCACAGCUGCUGUCGUUCUUACGACGACACGCAUGACAGCUCGCACUUCUCACCCGAGUCGCCGUCCCAAGCUUUCUCUUGACACUACAACACUGCCGGCUGUGCAGCCUGAAACCAAAAAGAUUGAAAACCCCCUGGUGCUCCAGUCCAAGCAUGGAGCCGACGAAAUCACAACUGGGGAUGCAGAAGACUGGCUGAAAAGCUGGCGUGAUGUUUCGGCUAGCCAGCAUACCCAAAAGCAGCCAGCUGUCAGCACGACACAUGCGAACAUACCUGCCGAGCCCGCCAUAUGCAGCACAGUCUUCUUCGUAAGUGGAAAAAACCAUGCUGUUUACCAAAUCAAUGCGAAUAGCUUUGAGAGCUUUUCACGCGAGUUGGCAAAUAAAACGAGCAAAUACAAGUCGCGGUAUAAAAACAACGCACGACUCGUGGUAUCGCAUGUGAAAACCGGUCACCUAAAGCCUUGGACUUGUGCAGUUGACGACGACAAAAAAUUUGUGGAAGCUUAUGAGAGCACGAUAGGUAGCCCCGUUUUUGUGGCGUCUUAUGACGAUAGUGUUGGGAUCUUCUCACGUUCCUCGUCACCUUCUCCGCGUCCAUUAUCACCACCUCUUACGGGAGGUUUUCACGAGGUCCAAACAGCGACCAGAUCAUCCCUCGGCUCAUCUUCGGGGGCUGACGUUUCCGACGAUGAAGAUUGAUUUAUAAGGUAGAUUAGGAGCUAUCUGGGCAUCAUCACAGAGUGUUCUCUCGUGCGCCAUUAUUCCCCCUACUCCUGCUUCAAUUUUUUCUGAUUAGUAUUGUGAUACUUUUCCGCCGCAGCCAAGAUCCCAAUCUCACACAGCCGGUACUAGUUUGUGCGCCCCUCCAGCGGAGCGAUCUAUAGUCUAUAAUAUUCAUUACUAGCACAUUAUU